GCAGGUUCAAGUUGUAUAUAAGGCUUAUAUAUAAAACAGUGGGCUUCACUUCAGACGAAUCAGUGCAAAGAUGUUCCUUAAAAGUUGGAUUUUCGUAACAAUAUUAGUGGCCGUUGCCUAUGCGGCAGUAGAGCCUUUGGACCUUACAUCCAUUGAGGAAACACAGGAUGUAUCACAAUCAGAACAGCACGCACGUGAAAAAAGAUUUCUCGCUAAAAAAGCAUUGCUACUCGGAGGUGCUCUUGGUGCAGUUGGUGCUGCUGGUCUUGGUGUUGGAUUACUCAAGGGCUCACUUCUUAGCGGAGGAUUACAUCGCCCCGUGCAUUAUAAUCCUGUUUAUCGUGAACCUUAUUAUGCAUCGAAUUACGGAUAUAGUGGUGGCAAUGGCGGUGGCUAUGGCGGUGGCUAUGGCGGUGGUUACGGUAAUACCUACGGUAGUGGUUACGAUAGUGGUUACGGUGGUGGCAGGCCACGAGCUACGGCUUAUGCAUCUGCUGGAGCUAGCUCCUGGUAAAUGAAGAGGAAUCAUUUUGGCUCAGACGACCGAGU
Molecule: messenger RNA, 549 nt
Organism: Phymastichus coffea
Lineage: Eukaryota; Metazoa; Arthropoda; Insecta; Hymenoptera; Eulophidae
Product: keratin, type II cytoskeletal 3-like
Exons: 4
Coding region: 71-514 (147 amino acids)
Source: RefSeq, a predicted model, not a curated record